AUGAAUAUAAGACAAUUCGGGGAGUUAAUAAUCGGCAAGAUCGAAGAAAUCAUUGCUGAAUAUGAAAGCAGAGAAUAUUAUCGUAAUACUAUACCAGUUCCAAUCAUCCAGCAUAAUCGUAGGUCCGGGGAAUUAAAGAAAGCUUAUCAAUAUAAAACUAAUAGAUCUCAACAUCAAACCCGCUCCAUUUAUAGUAACAGGAAAUAUCUAAAACAAGGUCAUAAGAAUGAGGAUAGAACGGAGUGCUAUUAUAUAAAGAGGGAAACAGUAAAACAAGAAGGAAUCUCUAAGCCUAACGACGAAACCUCAAGUAGCUAUAAGAUCCUGCCAAACAAUGAGUUAUGGAAAAGUUAUGCAAAAAAAUGCACCAGUCAGGAGAGAGGCCUAAAAUUAAAACGAGUUAAUAAUAAAUGGCAUAAUAGAGAAAAAGACAGAAGCUUUCGUUUCAACAAUCAGACACAAACAAGUACCCCAAAUUUAAAAAAGCUCCAAAAUAUAAAUUAUAAGACCCAGGCCAGUAAUGAUUUAUGGAAUAGCCCUGCGAGAAAAUAUGUUAAUCAAAUUAAAAAUCAAAAGAAAACAAGGCAUAUUAGUAAGCAGUGGAGUGAUAAAAAAACGAAUCUGAACCAAAAUAAGGAGGAGGAAAUAUACAUGCCUUGUUUAAUAAAGACAAAAAAAGGUCUUACUUAUACUCCUAAUUGGAAAGAAGUAACCCGUCGUCCAAAAGAUAAUCCUAGAAAGACAAGUGCCUAUGAAAACUCAGAUAGUAAAGAGGAUGAGAACUAUUUAUUAAAAAUAGAAUGCGAAGAAUUAUAUAGUCAUCCAACUUAUCCAGAAACGAAUAAUACAAAUGUCAUAAAAGCUGAUAGUCAGUUUUAUAAGGAAUCAAAUAAGGAAAUGCUUGAGAUCCAAUGUACUGUUUGGACGGAAAAAGUCGAACAACUCCGAAGUCUACCUAGUGUUACAAAAUCAACGUUAGUAGAUAAGCAAGAUGUAAAUUUAAAUAAUGAUAAAAUUGUAAACUACUUAUCUAAAAUUGACAUUGAUCGUCUAGAAGUCAAGCUUAAUGAAGAAAUCCCAAAACCUGCCAACAAUAAAAGAUUAGUUAAUAGAAAUAAAAUUCUUGAUAGACAGAAACAAAAAAGAGAAAAAA
Molecule: messenger RNA, 1153 nt
Organism: Racocetra fulgida
Lineage: Eukaryota; Fungi; Glomeromycota; Glomeromycetes; Diversisporales; Gigasporaceae
Source: the annotation of a GenBank genome assembly